CCCCCUGUGGAUAGUCGAGUAAGACAAUACAAGUGGGAACUUUCGUUUCGUUUUUUUGUAGUUUACUUUGGGCGCGAAGGGCUGUGUUGGAGCUCUACAAGGGAGAGAGGAGGAGGAAGACUGAGACUGAAACGACAGUUGGUGGAGUCGAGGUAGGAACACGGGAGAAUGGAGGUGCAGGUGCCAGGAAUGCAGAGUUCCCAGGUAGACCCCGAGGAACUUUUCACCAAGUUGGAGCGAAUCGGUAAAGGAUCGUUUGGUGAGGUCUUCAAAGGCAUCGAUAAUCGCACCCAGAGCGUAGUAGCCAUUAAGACUAUAGAUCUGGAAGAGGCCGAAGAUGAUAUUGAAGAUAUACAACAAGAGAUCACUGUACUGAGUCAAUGUGACAGUCCCUAUGUCACCAAGUACUAUGGGUCAUACCUAAAGGGCAGUAAACUAUGGAUCAUCAUGGAGUAUCUAGGAGGGGGCUCAGCUCUAGACCUGUUGCGUGCAGGUCCGUUUGAUGAGUGCCAGAUUGCCACCAUGCUGAGGGAGAUUCUGAAGGGUCUGGACUACCUUCACUCGGAGAAGAAGAUUCACAGAGAUAUUAAAGCUGCCAACAUCCUCCUCUCUGAGCAGGGGGAGGUGAAGCUAGCAGACUUUGGAGUGGCUGGACAGCUGACCGACACCCAGAUGAAGAGAGAGACAUUUGUAGGCACACCGUUCUGGAUGGCACCUGAAGUCAUACAACAGUCUUCUUAUGAUCACAAGGCUGAUAUCUGGUCUUUAGGUAUAACAGCUAUAGAGCUGGCCAAAGGAGAGCCUCCUAACAGUGACAUACACCCUAUGAAAGUUCUCUUCCUGAUCCCUAAGAGCAGUCCUCCGUCCCUCGGGGAAGACUUCUCUAAGAGUUUCAAAGAGUUCACAGACUCCUGUCUCAAUAAGGAUCCAGUCUUCAGACCCUCAGCCAGAGAGUUGUUGAAACAUAAGUUCAUAGAGAAGAACUGUAAGAGGACUUCGUAUCUGACUGAACUGAUUGACAGGUUAAAGAGAUGGAAGACUGAAGAACACAGCGAUGACGACUCUAGCUCAGACGACGAUAGUGAGUCCAGUAACAAGGAGGACAGUCCAUCUCAACCCGCGUGGUCGUUCACCACCAUACGGAAGAAAGAUAAGGACAGCAGGAAGGACCAGCACAGUUUAUCCACAGUCAUCUCUCCAGUCUUCUCAGAGCUGAAGUUUGAUCACAGGGACAGGGAUGAACAGAGACGUGCUAUAGAGGAGUUGGAGAGAAACAUCAGACUGACUGAAGACCUCUGUCCUGGAAUCACAGACAAGAUGGUUGCCACGAUCAUGACACGCUUCAGGACGUUGACUCCAACAUAAAAGAGAAGAGAUGGAAGGAGAGAGAGAUUCGAGGACGAUUCCAGAUAAACGAGGGAAGAAAGAAGUGCAGAAAUUCUGUCUAGUCAUGUCGACACACACACACACACACACACACACACACACACACACACACACACACACACACACACACACACACACACACACACACACACACACACACACACACACACACACCAGUAAUGUAACUAAAAGUUCCUCUCUUGCUGAAUAUCUUGGGACUCAGUAGAUAAGGCUUUUACUCUACUGUCUACCUCGGGACAUAGAGAUGAUCUUUCCCCAACUAGCUCAUCUGUUGCCUUGUUCAUUCACAGAGCUUAUUCCUCAUUAACGCUCAGCUGGUUACAGAUCACUAUCUGUCUAGCCCUUGGUCCUAACCCCAUCAAUGUUGUCAUGUCUGUAGGUUCUGGAUAGGUAUAAACAGUACAGUGGUGGGGUCUGGAUAGGUAUAAACAGUGUAGUAGUGGGGUCUGGAUAGGUAUAAACAGUGUAGUAGUGGGGUCUAGAUAGGUAUAAACAGUAUAGUAGUGUAUCUGUGGGGUCUAGAUAGGUAUAAACAGUAUAGUAGUGGAUCUGUAGGGUCUGGAUAGGUAUAAACAGUAUAGUAGUGCAUCUGUGGGGUCUGGAUAGGUAUAAACAGUAUAGUAGUGGAUCUGUAGGGUCUGGAUAGGUAUAAACAGUAUAGUAGUGGAUCUGUAGGGUCUGGAUAGGUAUAAACAGUAUAGUAGUGGAUCUGUAGGGUCUGGAUAGGUAUAAACAGUAUAGUGGUGGAUCUGUAGGGUCUGGAUAGGUAUAAACAGUAUAGUGGUGGAUCUGUAGGGUCUGGAUAGGUAUAAACAGCAUAGUGGUGGAUCUGUAGGGUCUGGAUAGGUAUAAACAGUAUAGUAGUGGGGUCUGGAUAGGUAUUAACAGUAUAGUGGUGGAUCUGUAGGGUCUGGAUAGGUAUAAACAGUAUAGUGGUGGGGUCUGGAUAGGUAUAAACAGUAUAGUAGUGGAUCUGUAGGGUCUGGAUAGGUAUAAACAGUAUAGUAGUGGAUCUGUAGGGUCUGGAUAGGUAUAAACAGUAUAGUGGUGGGGUCUGGAUAGGUAUUAACAGUAUAGUAGUGGAUCUGUAGGGUCUGGAUAGGUAUAAACCGUAUAGUAGUGGAUCUGUAGGGUCUGGAUAGGUAUAAACAGUAUAGUGGUGGAUCUGUAGGGUCUGGAUAGGUAUAAACAGUAUAGUGGUGGAUCUGUAGGGUCUGGAUAGGUAUAAACAGUAUAGUGGUGGGGUCUGGAUAGGUAUACACAGUAUAGUAGUGGAUCUGUAGGGUCUGGAUAGGUAUAAACAGUAUAGUAGUGGAUCUGUAGGGUCUGGAUAGGUAUAAACAGUGUAUUAGUGGAUCUGUAGGGUCUGGAUAGGUAUUAACAGUAUAGUGGUGUAUCUGUGGGGUCUGGAUAGGUAUAAACAGUAUAGUAGUGGAUCUGUAGGGUCUGGAUAGGUAUUAACAGUAUAGUAGUGGAUCUGUAGGGUCUGGAUAGGUAUUAACAGUAUAGUAGUGGAUCUGUAGGGUCUGGAUAGGUAUAAACAGUGUAUUAGUGGAUCUGUAGGGUCUGGAUAGGUAUAAACAGUGUAUUAGUUGAUCUGUAGGGUCUGGAUAGGUAUAAACGUACAGAUUGGACAACAUUAAAAGAGUUUAGGGCCAAGGAGAUGGGUAAGGAUAGAUCCUAAUCAAAUCCAUAGCAACACAGAGGGCAGCAGAGGGUACAACACUGUUUAAUGAUUGGCAGAACUGUGUUCAGGAGGGUUCUGGCUGCCAUUCAUCCCCAGUGUUCUAUUCUAGAAUUCAGUUAGAAUGUCAUCCCACUGACAUUCCAGUUCCGUAGCCAUUCAUCCCCAGUGAUCUAUUCUAGAAUUCAGUUAGAAUGUCAUCCCACUGACAUUCCAGUUCCGUAGCCAUUCAUCCCCAGUGAUCUAUUCUACAAUUCAGUUAGAAUGUCAUCCCACUGACAUUCCAGUUCCCGGAGCCAUUCAUCCCCAGUGAUCUAUUCUACAAUUCAGUUAGAAUGUCAUCCCACCGACAUUCCAGUUCCGUAGCCAUCUAGAACCCUUUUUCACAUUUCCUCCCAUUCUAAAAUAAAGAACUCAGGGCUGUACUUUUUAAAUAUGUACCUGUAUAUUGGGAUAGAUUUGAAACAUGACAUGUUCUUGGUUUUAUAUUAGUAGUUCAUACAUGUCUGGGAAAGUUUGAAAAUGUUGCGUGAUCCAUUGUUAUAUUUCAAUAGAUGUCGAAAGAGUAAUGUUGUAAAUAUAGUUUGAUCAAAAUUGUGUGUGUGUGUAAAUUGGUACCAGUAUAGAGUGUGUUGGGAGAAAUGCUGAGGGGAAGAUUUGUUUAACAGUCUUUUGUAUAAAUUUGAAAGUCAAUUUGUGUGCGAUAAAAAAAAAAAAAAGGGUUUCUUUUAGAGGCAAUAAAUGUUACAUUUUGGCCUUCAUUUAUUUGACCUUUUGGCCUCUGUGUUUCGGCUAUGUGCUGGUUUGAUUGUCAACGCCUCUGAAUCUAUGUAGUAAAAGUGUUUAGUAAAAUGGGAUUUUAUAUCCAGGACUCGUUUUUCGAAAAGUGUCUCAGUAGAAGUUAGAAGUUCUGAUCUAGGAUCAGGUCCAUAUCAGGGUUGGGGUCAAUUCCAUUCAGUAAAAUAUUUAGAAAUUGUUGCAUGUUGCAAUUCAUUUUUGUUCAGUAUAAAAUGCUUUAUGAUGUACAUGUUUGUUUCCGUAUCUCAAGUAAAGACACAUUGCUCAUCA
Molecule: messenger RNA, 4159 nt
Organism: Oncorhynchus kisutch (coho salmon)
Lineage: Eukaryota; Metazoa; Chordata; Actinopteri; Salmoniformes; Salmonidae
Product: serine/threonine-protein kinase 26
Exons: 13
Coding region: 169-1365 (398 amino acids)
Biological process (GO): protein phosphorylation; negative regulation of cell migration
Cellular component (GO): cytoplasm; Golgi apparatus
Molecular function (GO): protein serine/threonine kinase activity; ATP binding
Source: RefSeq, a predicted model, not a curated record